GGUGAUUGAUUUCACAUGGCGGAUUAUUGGAAGAGUAACCCCAAGAAAUUCUGCGAUGUUUGCAAGUGUUGGAUGGCAGAUAACAAAAUCAGUGUGCAAAAUCAUGAAAGCGGACUUCGGCAUAAAGCGAAUGUGGAAAAGAAAAUGAACGAACUCUUGCGGAACAAUAAAAACAGUGAACGCGAAGAGCAAAAGCUCCGUGACAGUAUCCAACAAAUGAAUGACAAUGCGUUUGUCGGUAUGAUGAAAGAUCUUGCGCGAGAUCCAAGUCUCGCGAAACGAUACGGAAUCACUUUGACAGAUCAAGCUCAGCAGGAUGUGCGAGACAAGGUUUCCGAGAUAACUUCUAAAGACAAAACGAAGAAACCGGUGAGCACGCCGGCACCUAAAACUCCUAAGACAGCUACUCCUGAAUGGCGAGAAGCUACAACGCCUGAUGGUCGUAAAUAUUAUUGGAACACUGUUACUCGUGUGACACAAUGGGAACGACCUGAAGGCGAUGUUGCACCUGAAGUUCUAUCAGUUAAGGCAGAAAAGGAGCGCUUGCAACAUUUUGUGCUCAACAAACUAGUCGAACUCAGUGAAUCCGGUUCCAAAGAUGCAACUGCGGCUGUACAUCAAGCGUUCAAUGCACCUUUGCCAGAAACUGAGUCUACUGAAGCGGACAACUUCGAGCCCAUGAAUCCCCCAACCACAAAACCUGAGCCACUAUCCGGAAAAGCAGAGAAGAUCUCAUUCAACGGUCCGAAAAUUGACCUACUUGGUCCCUGGGUCCCAGUUGAAGACGAGGUUCCUGCAAAGCUCCCCAAACUUGAUCUUCCCACUGAACACUCUAACCGUAGCACACAAAUGGCUCCCACCUCACAUGGGCACACCAAUACGGCAUUCUCCCUUCUCACACAUUUGGAGGAAACAACGGAAGCAGAUAUUCAGAAUGCGCGUCACUUAGAAACAACCGAGAAAGAAAUUGUUCCUGGUUCAGUUUCCAAUACUGGUUCCAAAGUUCAGUCUAACGUGCCGCGACUCGUUUUUCGGCGAGGUCCUUCAUCUGCAGCAUCUCGGAGCUUCCGUGGUCCCAGUACAGACGAAUAAUCCAUUAGGUCAAUUCCCCUUGCUUUCAAAGUUACGAUUGUAAAUAUACUGAUAUGCUUUUC
This is a messenger RNA of Opisthorchis viverrini, 1154 nucleotides long. RefSeq lists its product as hypothetical. Bases 16 to 1092 code for a protein of 358 amino acids. The transcript has 5 exons. Lineage: Eukaryota; Metazoa; Platyhelminthes; Trematoda; Opisthorchiida; Opisthorchiidae. The record is from RefSeq and is a predicted model, not a curated record. Gene Ontology annotation, molecular function: zinc ion binding; protein binding; RNA binding. Gene Ontology annotation, biological process: mRNA splicing, via spliceosome. Gene Ontology annotation, cellular component: precatalytic spliceosome; nucleus.